UAUUCACUCGCAUUCACAACUCAGGCUUGGAAGUAAAUAGUCGUAGCUCGCACAGAUCCACACCUCACACCAGGUAAUUAUGGCCAUGACAAGGUCCUUCUGUUUUGCAUUAUUUGUGGUCGUCGUGUGUGGCAUUUUUGGACAGGGGAGCACCUCAACUGCUUCUCUCGGUAACACGUUGGAGACAAUGAAAAGAAAGCUUGAAAACCUGGAGAGAGGUUUGCAACAAGUGCAACGGAGUAUAAAUCAACUGACAAGAUGUCAGGCUCCUUUUGUCCAGCUUGGCAGUAGCUGUUACCUCUUCUCCUAUAUGAAGAAAUCGUGGUCAGAUGCACAAGCCUAUUGCAGGAGCAUGUCCUCACAUCUGGCAACAAUUACUUCUUGGAGUGAAGACAAGAAAAUUAUCAUCUACGUACAGAAUAAUUUCCCAGAUUAUUUUACCUGGUGGAUUGGCGGUAACGACAUGGCGUCCGAGGGCAACUGGGUUUGGGUAGAGAACAAUAGGCGGGUUUCCUAUUCUAACUGGGGUCCAAGAGAGCCCAAUAAUGAGGAUAACGAAGACUGCAUGGAAAUUUUCCAUGACAAGAAACCCGAAUGGAAUGACCAUCUGUGCCAUCUGGCUCAUCAGUUUAUCUGCGAAAAGUGAACGUAAAAUUGGCCAUUCCAGUAGCAAGUUAUAUAACAGAUGAUUAUUAUUAUUGCUUCUUUUCCUUUUCCUACUUCAUGUGUCUCUUUCUAUACCUGAGAUAGGAAGUAUUUAAAGAGGAAAAUAGGGUGGGGGAUAAAUGGACAUGAACCUUCUGGCACAACUUCUAUCCUUGCUUUGACCAUCAUUACUGUAAUGUGGGAAUAAGGGCUGAUAAUAAAAGUGACAUUGGUUAUUCUGCUUUAUAUAUCCCAACAAGGAAUUUUUGAUUUGGUUUCUUGAAAGUUUCCUUAAGAUACGUCUCUUAAGAUAUUUGUCAGUAUAACCAAGGCAUAAUAAACCUCGAAGUAUCUUAACAUACGUCUUACAGUCAUCUUAUGUCUAUUUUACUUGGAAUAUGUAACUUGUUAAUAUAGAAAAAAACUGGUGGUUUUUUUUUUAAUUUUUAUUCAGAUUAAUUUAAUAUUUUGUUCAAUUUUUUAGAGAUUGUCCUGAUAAUAUGGAUGAAUAGUGCAGAAAAGUAGAGAAAAUUAUUCCUAAAAUCAGCCCCACAGUUGUUUACAUAUUGAAGUUACAGCAUUGCUUUUAAUUUGAUUCUUUUAUUUAUCUGUGUCGGAUAAGACUUCAUAGACUGUAUUCCAUUGUAUUCAGUAUUUACACUGGGGUUAUUAGUAGGAGGACUGCUCAUAUAACGAGAUUGAAUUUUUUGCAUAAAGUGUCGGCAUAGCUGGUGUUUACUACACGAGAGUUAUUCAGGCAAAUAAAAUCUACC
Molecule: messenger RNA, 1418 nt
Organism: Lingula anatina
Lineage: Eukaryota; Metazoa; Brachiopoda; Lingulata; Lingulida; Lingulidae
Product: perlucin-like
Source: RefSeq, a predicted model, not a curated record